This is a messenger RNA of Closterium sp. NIES-67, 2783 nucleotides long. Lineage: Eukaryota; Viridiplantae; Streptophyta; Zygnematophyceae; Desmidiales; Closteriaceae. The record is from the annotation of a GenBank genome assembly.
AACUCAGGGUUUCUCGCAGGCCUCGUUUGACGCAUUUGCCAGCCGCUCUCUGGGCUCGAAUUGGUUUUCAAGAAUUCUCAAAUACCAAUUCAACUCAGACCACGCGCCUCAACUUAGGGUUUCUCGCAGACCUCGAUUGACGCGUUUGCUAGCCGCUCUCAGGGCUCGUUCAGGCGUUCGCCUACCACCGUCUCCGGGAUCGUUUAGGUUCGGGGCUCGUUCAGGCUCGGGUUCGUUCAGGCGUUCGCCUUGCACCGUCGCAGGGCUCGUUUUCAGGGUUCUCUGAAGGCGUCUCCCAGGCGUCUCUCAAGGCGACUCUCAAGGCGUCUCCCAGGCGCCAUGCCGGGCGCGGGAAGCGGAGGAGGAGGGGGAGGCGGGGGGCUGCGCGUGAGCACGCUGAACGGCGUGAAGGUGUACAACGUGUCGGGGGGCAAGGCCGUGCCGGAAUGGAUCUCGGACAAAAAGAAACGCGCGCUGAGGAAGGAUGAAGACUAUCUUUGCCGCAUCGAGCUCAUCCAGGACUUGGAGUUCAAAGUCGCUUCUACACGGAUCAAGGCGUCUCGCGACGGCAAAUACCUUCUGGCCUCAGGCGUGUACCCCCCUCAAGUGCGUGUCUACGAGCUCGCAGAGCUCUCUCUCAAAUUCGAGCGCAACCUGGACUCAGAAAUUGUUGACUUCCAGGUGCUGACAGAUGACUACAGCAAGAUUGCCUUUCUGUGUGCCGACCGGUCCGUGUGCUUCCAUGCCAAGUUCGGGGCUUACUUUAAGACACGCAUCCCCAGGAUGGGUCGUGGCCUGGCGUACGACCCGGCAUCGUGCGACCUGCUGCUUGCUGCCUCCUCGCCUGAGAUCUACCGCAUAAACUUGGAACAGGGUCAGUUCCAGCAGUCGCUGCAGUCGCGGUCGCCAGCAGUCAAUGUAAUCGGCCGAAGCCCCUCCCACGGGCUGAUCGCGUGUGGGGGGGAGGACGGCGCCCUGGAGUGCUUCGACAACCGCCAAGCCACCGCUGUCUCCCGCAUCGAUGCCGUUGGGGCCACUGGGAAUGCCGAGCAGCAAGUGACGGCGGUGCGCUUUGAGGACACCGAGGGGAUGCACGUGGCAGUGGGCACGAGCACAGGGCAGGUGCUGCUGUACGACCUUCGCUCCUCCAAGCCCUACCGGAUAAAGGACCACAUGUACGGCAGUCCAAUUCACAGCAUCAAGUGGCACAGGGGCAUAGCAGGGUCGUCGCAGCACAUCAUUUCAACGGACAAGCGCAUCAUCAAGAUCUGGAGCCCCACAACGGGCGCCAACGUCACAAGCGUGGAGCCGACCGAGCCGGGCGGCAUCAAUGACGCGUGUGUGAUGCGGGGGAGCGGGCUGAUCGUGACCGCCAUGGACUCGCCGCGCAUGCAGGCCUACUUCAUACCCUCGCUCGGGCCUGCACCCCGCUGGUGCUCCUUCCUUGAGAAUAUCACCGAGGAAUUGGAGGAGGGCGGAGCAGCGAUGUACGAUGACUACAAGUUCGUGACGAGGGAGGAGCUGCACGCCCUCAGGCUCACAGAGCUUCUGGGCACCAACCUGCUGAGGCCCUUCAUGCACGGCUUCUUCCUGCACUCAAGGCUCUACCACAAGGCCAAGUCCAUAGCAGACCCAUUUGCAUGGGACACGUAUCGCCAGCAGAAAGUGAAGGAGAAGAUAGAGGCGCAGAGGGCCAGCCGCAUAUCGAUGCAGAAGAAGCUGCCCAAGGUGAACGCCAAGCUGGCCGCACAGCUGAUGCAGCAGAGUGGGGGGGCGCAGGAGGAGGAGGAGGAGGAUGAGGAGGUGGAGGAAGAGGAGGAGGGGGCGGGUGGGAAGGCGAGGAAGCAGCGCAAGGCUGCUGCAAGUGCACUGGCGGACCCGCGUUUUGCAUCCCUGUUCACGGAUCAGGCCUUUCAAGUGGACGAGGACUCUCACGAGUACAUGGCUCUGCACGGGGGCAUGCGGGGGGGAGCAGAGGAGAGGCGGCAGCAGCAGAAGCGAGACAAAGAGCUCCUGGAGGAGCACUUUGAGAUGGUGGAAGGGGAGGAGGAUGAGGAAGACGAGGAUGGGGAUGAGGGAGAGAGGGGAGGAGAGGACGAGGAGGAAGAGGAGGAGGAGGACGAGGAGGAGGAAGAGGAGCAUGAGGAGGAGGAGAGGGGUGGAAGGGGUAAGAGGAAGCUGGUGCACGGGAGGGAGGAGCAGGGUGGGGCGCGGAAGAGAGGAGUGAAGGAGCCAAGGCUGUACGAAGCGCGGGACGACACGCAUGCAGCAGCCUUCAGAAACCGACAAAGUCUUGCCGCCCAGAAGAACCUGCCCCUGGAGGACAGAAUCGCGCAGCUCCCGUCUUCUAGCGGUCAAGUUGCCGCCCAGGGCGGUUCUGUACGGAGGGCGGGCGGCGCUGUUGAGUUCACUGUAGCACUGCAGUCAAGGAGAAGAGGGGGGAGAGGAGGGCUAUAAUUUCCUGGUAGGCCGAGGUGGGACAUGCUGGUAUCUCUGGGAAGAUUGAAGGAGAAAGGAGGGGAGGGAGGGGUGAGAGAAGCGGGGUUGGAAUAGCCUCUGAGUUGAUUGAGCUGCUGUUGUUUGAGUUGGAACAUGAGAGAAUCUGGAUUGUGGCGAGUGUUGGUACGAGAAUCACCUCAUCAAGUGUUCUUUGCGUGUCGCUGUGUGUAACUCGAUCAACCUCUGGAAACACCCAGGGGUGAUUUGUUUUUAGUACUACUCUGGUCCUUCACACAUAUGUUCUGGUACUUGAAUGGUGUGAAACAGAAUUGAUGAGCAAUUCG